UCUCCUUUGUACAACUCCCCAAACCCCGAGCCGCGCCACCGGCAGCAGAGAGAAACGCCGGCGCCCGCUCGCCCCGUGCACUGCUCCUCCGCCUUGGCCCCGUAGCCGCCAGAUCCCAGGCGCACCAGGGCUUCCAUCGCCGGGAGCUCAUGCCUUCGCUUUAGCUCCCUGUCAUCUCUAAUUGCUCGUCCUGGUUAGGGCAGGGGAUGUCAAAUCUCGAUUCCACGACGCCGCCGGCUGCAGCGGCGGCGAAGAUGGGGACGGCGGAGCAGGACUCUACCACCGCUUCCGUUUCAGCUUUGAAUGAUACACAGAAAUGCAAGAAGAAGAAGAAGAAGAAGAAGAAGAAGAAGAUAGAGAAGAAGAAUAAGACUCGGGAGCAACAGGAGUUACUACCUGAUUUGGAUUCCACAGCGGCAGCAGAGGCAGAGGGACAAGUAGAGGCAAAGGGAAACGAGGUGGAGGAGCAUGAGGCCACCGAUGCUACUGCUUCUGGUAUUUCAAUGGCGGGGACACCAAAAUGUAAUGAGGAGGAUUCCAAAAUGAAGGUCAGUUUGAUGCCUGAGAAGGAAGCCAACACCAUUGUUGUUCCAGUUUUGGAGAGUACACCAAAACACAAGAAGAGGAAGAAAAAGAAGAACAAGAUGCAGGGGCAACUAGAUUCUGCAAAGGCAUCACCUAGUGUUGUUGCUGUGGAUAUAACUAUGGCCGAUAAAUCUGAAAAUGGUUGCACAGAUGUGGUAGGGGCAUCAGGACAUGCUGAUGUUAAUAUGGAUCCCAUAAAUGGUGAUGAUCAAAGUAGUGCUCAGUCAAAGGCAAAUGAUUCUGAUGUUUUACUGAAGAAUAAGGAUGGAAACAAGGUAAAUAAGAAUUGCGCUGAGUACAGCGGCUUGUUGCAGGAGAGCUCUGCACGAAGAAAAAGACGCAAGGGAAAAAGAAAGUGGGCUUCAGACAAUGGAGGACCAGGCUUCUCUUCUGGAAAUAAGAAUUGCGCUGAGUACAGCGAAUUGUUGCAGGAGAGCUCUCCACGAAGAAAAAGACGCAAGGGAAAAAGAAAGUGGGCUUCAGACAAUGGAGGACCAGGCUUCUCUUCUGAUAAUGGAGGCGUGGUUGCUAAGCGUAGCACACAUUCUUCAGCAAAUCAUGGUCUUAGCUGCAUAUGUGCUUCAUGUUUAGUUCAGGCACAUGAAGAGAAGAUCCAAAAUAUCUAUUCACCAAGAGGAUCGCUGGUAAGGUUUCAAAGGAAGAAACUUCUGAUCUUGGACCUUAAUGGUCUGCUAGCAGAUAUAAAUCAAGAUUACCAUAAUGCACACUUGGCACAUGCAAAGGUUCGAAGCAAAUUAGUUUUCAGAAGACCAUACUGUGAUGAUUUUCUGAGGUUCUGCUUCCAGAAUUUUGAGCUAGGAAUAUGGUCAUCAAGGAAAAGGGAAAAUGUCAAAUCGGUUGUUGAUAUCCUUAUGAGAGAUCUCAAGCAAUACCUACUAUUUUGUUGGGACAUGUCUUACUGCACUGUUACGGGGUGCAAAACAAUUGACAACAAGGACAAACCGUUAAUGCUGAAGGAACUAAAAAAGGUUUGGAAUAAGGAUGACCCAAAUCUCCCAUGGGAGGAGGGAGAGUUUUCACCUUCAAAUACAUUACUGGUAGAUGAUUCGCCGUACAAGGCUCUGUGCAACCCGCCAAACACUGCAAUCUUCCCCGAACCCUACAGUUACCUGAACCAGAGGGAUGAUUAUUCCUUGGGACCUGGUGGAGACCUUCGGGUUUAUCUGCAGAGAAUCGCUGCUACAGACAAUGUUCAAAAUUUUGUUCGGGAUAACCCAUUUGGUCAGAAGUCAAUCACAGAGAGUGAUCCAAACUGGAAUUUCUAUGUGAAAAUAGUUGGUAAGAUGGAGAAGCGAAUAGUUGAUGAAGUGGAAAAGAAAUGGAAAAGAAAAUAGUUGAUAAAGUGGAGAGUUCCUUAGGUUAAUAGGAACAAAGGUUCAAUCAAGAGAGUUUUGUAUUUGUUUGUGUUGCUUAGCAGGAGUUUUGCAUUGCGAGCAGUGCUAUCAUGUGUAAUCUAGUUUAGUAAUUGUUGUUUCAUAGACAAAACUUGAUUUGAAGAAUUUUGAUAGGUUUUGUUCUUCUGGCUGAGGGAUGAAUCAUUGUUUGUCCUGUAUCGAGUAUUACAUGCUCUGGUUUUCUGUAACUUAGUUACUGUUGGAAGUUUUGAUGACUAUGCUGCAAGGAUGUUUCAGUUCGAUGGAGCUGUAAUACAUUCGAAUUGUUGUAAAAUCAUCUCAGUUUCAUGGUUUCUUGCCU
Sorghum bicolor (sorghum) is the source of this 2301-nucleotide messenger RNA. RefSeq lists its product as uncharacterized. Bases 207 to 1940 code for a protein of 577 amino acids. Gene Ontology annotation, molecular function: phosphoprotein phosphatase activity. The record is from RefSeq and is a predicted model, not a curated record. The transcript has 9 exons. Lineage: Eukaryota; Viridiplantae; Streptophyta; Magnoliopsida; Poales; Poaceae.